AUGGAUUUUACAAAGACUAAAACCAAAGAUGUAGCUGAUCCUAAUCAAAAUGAAGAUGACUCAUAUGUUAAAGAGAUGAAAUCUAGAUUGUUGAUUAAAAAACAUAAGGGAACUUUAGGUGAAGAAAAUCUUGGAAACUUCUAUAUCGAAGAUGAAUAAGAUACUGAUAGAUAAAUAAGGUUUAGAAUUGAGUAUUCAGUUAAUUUUUGGGUAAACAAACAAUCUUAUCAAAAUUAGAGUGCAUUACUUUUAGCAGCAGUUCUAUCAAGAUCUAUUUAUCCAUUUAGUGUUAGAUUCGUCAAAAAUAGGUUGAAGCUUUAGGGGUUUCUCAAUAUUCAUAUGGUUUAACUCCAACUUUAUUUUUAGGCUAUAUUACCUUUUAUUUUUAUAUCAAAUGGACUUGUCUUAGGAGUAUAUGAAGGUCUAUGGGCUAAAUAUUGGUUCGAUAAAGAAGUUGAGUUUAAGAAAAAAUAAUACACAAGAUUAUGA
This is a messenger RNA of Paramecium tetraurelia, 489 nucleotides long. RefSeq lists its product as uncharacterized. The record is from RefSeq and is a predicted model, not a curated record. Lineage: Eukaryota; Ciliophora; Oligohymenophorea; Peniculida; Parameciidae. The transcript has 2 exons.